This is a messenger RNA of Saccoglossus kowalevskii, 3411 nucleotides long. RefSeq lists its product as uncharacterized. Gene Ontology annotation, biological process: signal transduction. The record is from RefSeq and is a predicted model, not a curated record. Lineage: Eukaryota; Metazoa; Hemichordata; Enteropneusta; Harrimaniidae. Gene Ontology annotation, molecular function: protein binding.
CUGAGUUGUUUUGAGGAGAUGUUUUUGUCUUCCACCCGAACGAACAUUAUUUAUCGCAUAUACUUUCCAACGUUGUGUGAAAAAUAUCGCGUGAACUUGAUAAAGUUUCCGUUUCCAAACUUUGUCAUCUAAACCAUGGAGCUUGAUGUACAUUUUUUAACUCGCUGUAAAUUUUGUUAUGGCGUAGACGGAAUUGCAGCUUGGUUGAGUUGACCACAAAAUGGCGGGUGACGACCACGAAAAAAACACAGUACUCCAAUUUUCAGAAAUUCUAGAAGAGCAUGGAAUAACACGUUUCUCGAAGUUAUUUAUUAACAAAGAUCACAAGACUACGCGACAGUGCCAUCAACUGAAACGUCGAUAUAAGUUUUUGAAUCGGCUUCUCGAAGAUGGCUGUUCAUCGCAUCACCAGACCGUCUCGUUGAAUCUUCUUCUCGCUGCAUGUGCAGCUCAGCUGACACAUGAUCCGGAUAUUGGGAAUGACGGAGUGGAGGAUCAUUUAUUGAACGUUCUCAAACGAGAUCCCGAUAACAUCAAUGCAUUAGUAGAUCUGUUUUAUUUCUAUGGAUCGACACAAGAACACGACGAAAAAAAGGAGUGCGAAGACAAGCUUAUAAAGUUGUUGGCUAAUGAAAACAUUGUACUCUUGAAAGUUAAAAGUCAAGCUGAACGAGCAUAUGCUCUUGCGUAUGAUGACCAUUGCGGUGGAACAAAGUCCUUACAAAGAUAUGAAGAAUCAACACUCCUUUAUAGCCAGGCAUUAUCUCAGCUGGAAUCUUGUGGUCUGGAAGACAAAUCAAGUUGGUAUUACAUAAUGGGUGAAAACUGUAGACGAUCAUACAAUAUUAUGACAAAGGAGGAACAAAGUGUUAAAGUUGAAAUGUAUGACAAUGCUGCAAAGUACUACUAUAGCGCUCUCAAUGGGUCAACAAAAUUACAGUGCGAUACUUGGGCAGCAUUGGGCUUAUUAUUUUGUAAAAAACCUAAACUGUCUAAAGGUACACGUUAUCCUCCUUUCAUUGGAGAAUGCCCUGACCUCAAAUAUUUUUAUAAUGAGAAAUGUCUAAAAUGCUUUGAGAAAGCCUUAGAUUUGUGUCGAGAUAUCAUACCUGUGAAGAUUCUUGCUGAUUAUGGAUCGCAGUGCUAUCGUUUGGGAAACAAGCAUGCAGCUUUGAUGAAACUUGAUCAAGUUAUCCAGAAUGAACCGGACAAUCCCAGAAGCUGGUUUGCUUACAGUGCUAGGUCUAAAAUAUACAGACAGUCCUAUAAAGAAGCAGCAGAAAGGUUUCAGAAGCUGCAUGAUAGUCCUCCAGAUAUAUCACUUCUCAAAAAAGCGAAAAGUGACUCUGAUAAGUGCCUCAGGUUAAAUGAGAGUCCUCAAGAAUAUGCAAAUUUGGGUGAAAUUCACUAUUUGAUUGCUGUGGAUGCAUCUGGUAAUGUUUGUGACCGCCAAGAACUUAAAAAAGCUCUUCGUUGUUUCCUCCAAGCAGAGGAGUGCCAAGAUGGUGCUGACAGACCAGACCUCCACCAGAGAAGAGGCCUGUGUUUAGUGAGCUUAGGUCAGAAUCGUAAAGCCAUUGAAUGCUUCAAGCGAGCCGUUGAAUGCGAGCAUAACAAAAAUUACAAUAAGAAUUUUGUUCAUCUGAUGAAAACGUUCUUUAAGGAAUAUCGACAUGAGGGUGGAAAGGAAAAAUAUAUGCUGAGUGAAAUAGCAUACUGGUUUAGGUAUGGCAUCGAUAAGUAUGUGAUCAAUGUUGAUGUAUUUACCACAGGUGGUAUUUCUUAUGCUCAAGAACUUCUCCAGCUUGGUGAGCAUCUUCAGAAUAACCAGAAGUUCAUAUAUGCAAGAAGGUGUUUUAAUAUAUUGAAAAAAGAUCCUGAUGUCGAGAUAAAGAACAAGGCACUGAAACUGCUGCUACAAAUAAAGAAUGGUACAUCAGUUGUCACAAACAGGGAACCAGCACAUGUGGAGAGUGUGGAUGAGGCAGACACUGUGGAUGGUCAAAACAACCCUGUCAGUAAUGUGGAUGACACACAAACUCUGAGAAAACCAGAAAACUGCACUCUUAAAACUGAGCAGGAUAAUGAACCAGAUGCCGAAGCUUUGAGUGUGAAUAGUCAUAUGGAUAGUUCAGGUUCAAGUCUAAUUUCUACAGAAAAAAUUCGAAACGAUAUAAAAUCUGAAGAUAGUGUGAGCAUUUCUGACUUGUCUGUUGCUACCGGUAAUAAAAAAGUACUGUUGUCUGUUACGGAAGAUGUAGAUUCAAAUAACUUUAUCUAUAAAGCACCUGAUGGCACAGAGCAUAUAAAGACCAAUAUUUGUCCGGAUACAAUCUCACAAAUACUAAGUCAAAUUGAAAAAGAAUAUCCAGAGAAAAUUAAUAUUCCACCUGCCCCCAAGGAUGCUAAAAACAAACAUGGGAAAAAAUAUGACUUUUUUGCUGUGUUUUCAGAAGGCGACGAUGCUGACUGGGUCUGGUAUACACUCUUACCAAAAUUGGAAAAAGAGUUAGAAUUGAAAGGAUGCAUAACACAAAGAGACUGCACACCGGGAAAAAAUAAACUAGAAAAUAUCAUUGAUGCUAUUGAAAAUAGUGUCUUUGUUAUUUUCAUUCUGACUCCAGCUUUUUUUAAUUGUUUACAGCACUGCGUAUGUGCAUUGAAACAAACACUCGCGACUGAAGAAUAUCAAAUAAUCCCCAUACGUAAACAAAAUUAUGACACAAGUAUGAAAACAGCCAAGCUGCUAAAGGCCAUUGAACAUGUUGAGUUUUGUAAACAUUAUGAUUGGCAGCAAAUUGAACAGGCUUUAAGAGAAGGACUGGAAAACUGAAGCAAUGUAAUGAUAUAGAAAUAAAUGUUAAUACGAGAAGGUCAGUUUAAAGCUCUGUUAAAGCCAAUAAAAUAUAUAUGCUGUCCAAUAAAUGUACUCUCUGAAGAUAUCUAGGUUGUGUUUUGAAAAUCUACAAAUGUCCUGUCCUUCCUAGAUUUCUUUCAUUUUCUGAAAGUGUAAUGUCCAAGAUUCAUUUUGAGUAUGCCAGCCAUUUAUUCAUGACUGAAAUUUAUAUAAUUUAAAAUACUGUAUUUGUUCUAUUAGAAGCGCAUCUGCAAUAGAUCUAUAUAAACUAUAUUGUUAACUGUAUUUAAUCAUAGACCUGCCUCUAUCAUUUACGUAAGCGUAUGCACCACUAAUAGAGCAAGUAUAGUAUACAGCAACUUUGGCAUAAUUAAAACAAUGGCCAGCUACUUUUAGUGGAGACUUAAUUAUAAAUGUGAUUGUUGUCUUCAGGAUCUGUAUGGUAUUUGUUCAAUAUGACUGUAUCAUAUUAUAUAGUGUUGCAUUUAUUGCAAUUAAUAAUGUAUACUUAGAAUCUUUGAUGAAAAUGCAUUUCAUGUUUGUUUUGUAAGUAA